AUGCAUGAUUUGGUUCGUGAGCUUGCAAGAUUAGUUGCGGGUGACGAAGUUAUUGCCUUUGACACUAGGCAGCAAAAUCCUCCUACAAAUAUAGACUACUGUCGAUACAUGUUGCUCUCAAACUUAUGUGACUCAUCCCCAUCUUAUUGGUCUAUUCCUAGCACAGGAAGAGCUCUUCAUUUUAAGGAGUGCAGCAUUGUUCAGACUACUUUAAAGUCUCUGAUGGGGGCUGAAUUCUUACGUGUGCUUGAUUUGAGUGCAUGUACUAUUUCCGAGCUACCUGCUUCUUUAGGCAAUUUGAGACUCUUGAAGUUCUUAAAUAUAUCUGGAAUGCAAACUGGUCUGCUGCCUAAGUCCUUGAGCUCAUUGCAUGGUUUACAAGCAUUGAACCUUUCUGAAAAUACCUGCCUUGUUGAACUUCCCAGUUACAUUUCUGAAUUUGUAAACCUACAAUAUUUGGAUCUACAUGGCUGCUCAAAUCUUAAAGAGCUUCCACAGGACAUUCAUAAACUUGAAGAGCUACUACACCUGAACGUAUCAAGAUGUGGUAGCCUACAAUCACUGCCUGAAGAGUUUGGGGAUCUCCGGAAACUUGCAUUCCUCGACCUUUCGUAUUGUUCUCAGCUUCAAACGCUGCCUUCAAACUUUGGUGGCCUUCAGAAUCUUUCGUUUCUCAAUCUAUUGCACUGUUACAAACUUUGUGAGCUGCCUGAUUAUUUCAUUUACCUUGCAAAUAUGAUACAUCUAAAUAUGUCCUUCUGCCACAAGUUGAAACUACUGCCUAGUGGGUUAUUUAAGUAUAUGAAGAAGCUUCUGGUUUUGAAUUUGUCUGGUUGUACCUCUCUUGAAGUUCUUCCUGAAUUGUGCUGGAAUGAUGCUGGCUGCCUGAUGUUGGAGAUUUUGGACUUAUCAGAUUGUACUAAUCUGGCUGCCCUUCCGAAUUCCUGUACCAGUCUUUGUGAGCUCCGGUGUUUAAAUCUAUCAGGUUGUUCUCGAAUUGAGAACUUCCUAAAUUUGAUACCGCACUGGAAAUUUGGUAAGUUGGAGUACCUAGAUCUCUCCGAGGUCGGUGCAAAAGCUUAUUCUGAAGAUCCAGGAACCUCUGCAGGAAAUUUAGAGAGUUCAGAAGACCCUAAUAGAGAGCUAGAGUUAGGUAUGCUGCAAGAGGAUAUCGUCACCCAACGUUUGGUUUGUCUUAAAUACCUGUCAGUUGGAGGGUUCACGCUCUUCUCAGAACAAGGCAUUGCAAGCUUGGUAGACCUUCUAACCUUGCCCAACUUUGAUGUACGUACACAGCCCGGUGACAACCACAGCAAUAUUAUGCUUCUCCAUCACAUCCUGGAUCUCACACAACAUCAGCUAAACAUCAAAUGCCUUGAGAAUGUGGUUUCACCAGAGGAAGCAAAGCAAGUGGAACUGGGCAGGAAGCAACAACUUCAUUUCUUGAGUCUUGAAUGGUCCUAUACAGGAUCUUCUAUUGAGGGUGAGCAUCAAGCUCAGGCCAAGGCAGUGCUGGAACAUUUGAGGCCCCAUCAAAAUUUAAGGCGCCUCUCUAUAAAAGGCUACAAUGGUGACGGAUUUCCCAAAUGGAUUAAUGAGAUAAGUGAUACACUUCCGUAUCUGGUGAAAAUUGUAUUCUCCGAAUUCAAUGGAUGUGAUCAUAUUCCUACACUGGGACAUUUACCAAAUCUACAGGAACUGGAAAUUAAUAAUAUGCCCCUGCUUCAUCAUGUGGAAAUUGUAUCAUGCAAGAAGCUAAGAAAAUUGACAUUGGUUAGACUGCGAGUCAACGCCACUAUACAUAUAUUUUAUGAUGACAACACACAAGCACAAGUCAAUGAGGUGGGAUUAAUUCAUAACCGUGAUGAGGAAGAGAUAGAAACAGGAAAGGAGAUUGACAAAUUACCCCCUUCUCUUCCUGUAGGUAAACCAGUGAAAAGAAAGGGUAAGUGUUUUCUGAAACUGAAAGCUCUAUGGCAUGGCAUGUCGAGAGAAAUAAAGAGAACGCAGGACAUUGGUUCUGGAAAUGGCUCAUCGGCAGUUACAAGCAGGCCGGCACUACCCCCAGGCCCAUCUAAUGAAGAAAGAAGAGAACAACCAGCAGUCCCUGUCCUUGAUUAUUUGAAAAUAGAAAGCUGCGAGCAACUAAAACUCUUUCCAUAUGCCCCACUGUGUAAAGAGUACUUCAUCAAGGGUAGCAGCCCCAGCCUUGGUCUAGAUAUGCAUGGUAUGUUGCAUUGGACUCCCACAUUCAAAUCAAAAAUUUGUAUUAAUGGGUGUUCACUAGAUGACGUUGAGCAAUGGAUGGAAGUUAUAGAGGAAAUGGAGUUCUCUCGGGGAAGGUACGGACGGGGGUUCCAUUUCAACGAGGAAAUGGAGGAACAUGGGUCUCUUUCCAGAAGGUAUGGGUAUGGACAGGAGUUCCGUUCCAGGACGUGCAAAAAGGAGUCUGGUUCUGGAACCCUUCGGAAACUCAAGAUAACAGACUGCGAAAGUUGUCAUAUUCGGAUUCCUCGACUGUUGCUUCUAUUCACAUCUCUAGAGGAGCUAGAAUUGGAUGGCUUGAACACCAUUGAUAAUAACUUGGAGUCAACUCUGUGCAAAAUGACCAGAUUGGAAAAACUGACUAUACCGUUUCUUGAACUUCCACCAGAAGAAGAAACAAAAAACAUUAUUCAAACACUUUCCAUUCAUCAUAUUCCAUAUGUCAAUACAAGAGAGAAGGUUUAG
Messenger RNA from Miscanthus lutarioriparius, 2730 nucleotides. The record is from the annotation of a GenBank genome assembly. NCBI's taxonomy places the organism in Eukaryota, Viridiplantae, Streptophyta, Magnoliopsida, Poales, Poaceae.